Molecule: messenger RNA, 1819 nt
Organism: Monodelphis domestica (gray short-tailed opossum)
Lineage: Eukaryota; Metazoa; Chordata; Mammalia; Didelphimorphia; Didelphidae
Source: RefSeq, a predicted model, not a curated record
CCGACAGGAAAUGACGACGGCAGAGGUCGGCCGGGGCUGCCGCGUCUAGGCAGUUCCUGUGCGCCAAGUCCCGAGCUAGGGGUAAAAAGGCCGGGAGCGGGACGAGGCACUGGCCCCGGGGCCGCCUCCCGAGCUUUCUUUUUUCUAUUAUAGUAUUAUGGCUGGAGGUUAUGGAGUGAUGGGAGAUGAUGGCUCUAUUGAUUAUACUGUUCAUGAAGCCUGGAAUGAAGCCACCAAUGUUUACCUGAUAGUGAUUCUUGUUAGCUUUGGCCUUUUCAUUUAUGCCAGAAGGAAUAAAAGGAAAAUCAUGAGAAUAUUCAGUGUACCACCCAUGUCAGAAAAUUUGACGGAGCCCAACUUCUAUGAUACAAUGAGUAAAAUCCGUUUAAGGCAACAAUUAGAAAUGUAUUCUCUUUCAAGGAAAUAUGACUAUCAGCAACCUCAAAACCAGACUGACAGUGUACAACUCUCCCUGGAAUGAAUGAACAUUUAUCACACAAGUUAUAUUUUGCUGACAAUGUGGAAGCAAAGUCAGUUUAGAAUUCUUUUUGCAAAAGCUUAAGAGCAUAAAUUUCUUUGAAUUUAUGUAUAAAAAACAUGUCACUUUUACAUGAUUUUUGCCUGUAUACAUUAUUUCCUUAUUGCAUAAAUGGAAACAUUACAGAGACUUUGAAUAUAGGGCAACUUGGCUUAAGGAAUACAUUUGAGUAGAUACAACUUUUGUUAAAAAGAGAAUAAUUGUAGCAUGUAAUUUAUUUUAGAGUCUUAAGGAAAAACUUGUUAGUCAAGGAUGAAAAUGUGUCUUCAGAUUCCUGGCAAUUAACAACAAGUAAUGUGAAAGAGACCGCACGUGGUGGGUAGUAGAAGGAGAGCUGGAUUUGGAAGCUUCAGACUCAACACCAUACCACACUUCUGCAGCUUAGUGUCUGUGUGUCCCUGGGUAAAAGACUUCAUAUCCACUUUCUAUAAGUGAGAUGUUUGAACCAGAUGAACCACAAGGGCCUUUCUAGGUCUAAAUCCUGUUACCUAAGUCUCAUUUCAAACAUUUUUUAUAGCUUAAAAAAAUAGAAGAGAAUUGCUGAAAAAACUAAUUGGAUUCUGUUGUAGUGGCAUAUAUCAAAUUUUUAGUUGACCAUUUCACACCUUCAUUUCUGCCUUCUCUGUUAGUUUGACCCACUGCCCUCUGCAAAUUCCUGCCUUUUUCUAAUUUUAUCUUUUUCUAAAUUUAAAUGUAAAUUUCCUAAAUUUUAUUUUGUGGUUCCUUUUUUUCUUGAUUAUAUUGAUAUGAUUUAUCCCUCCCCUCAUUGUUUGGGAGGAAGGGGGGACAGCCAGAGGGAGAGUGGGUGGUUACCCUGAUGAAUCACCAGGGUGAGCUGUGCCUGCCUGGGCCUCUGUGUUUGGGUGCUGGCCCCAUUACAACCAUUGUGUAUUGUUUAUGCUUUUUGGCUAAUAGCUUCUUGGAAAAUUCUUGUAUAUCAUAUGCUUCAUUAUAUUAUGAUGUUCAGAAGAGUAUUUAUUGGAAUCUAUAUAUUAUUUUUCAUGUUUUAUUUAAUAUCAAUGCAAUUACUUCAAAAGAAGACAAUUGAUUAGAAAGUGGUAAAAUUGUAGAAACUUAACUGUUCAUUAAUUUAGCUAAGAUUUAGUACUCGAAUCAUAGCUCUUAAUUUUCAAAGACACAGCAAGUGGUAUUAUUUAUCCAUGCCUCUAAAAAUAUAGGAAUUGAUUCAUAAUAUAAUAUAAUUUUGAAUUUUAAAAACAGAUAAAAUCAUGAAAAUCAGUUUCCUUUUUAAAAAAAUUAAAUUAUAUUAUUCAAAGUGAA